AUGGAAAGCGAUUUAACUAAACGUCGUCCAUCAAUAAUUCCCGGCUGUUUACCCGGUGUACCCGCUGGAUGGACACCAUCAGUUGACACUGUUGAAGAAGAUGAAAGUGAUAAAGAAGAAAAUGAAAUUUCCAAAUCUUAUUCAUCCCCAUUACUUUCCUAUUUACCACCAAUAACUAACUAUGAAACAAAACCAUAUCUUACAAUAAAAAAAUUUCAAUAUGAAAAUCCAUCAUCUGGUCAAACAACGAACAUGUCAAUGGCGCAUACACAUGGCGUAUGUAUAUUAAAUACAGCAGAAGAAGAAAUUAUAGCUUGUGACUAUUAUCAUAAUCGUCUACUUAUGUUUGAUUCAAACACAGAUGGUCGUUUAUUGGAAAUAUUUCGUGGUGAUUUAUCAACGCCAGAAAGUGUUACACCACGACCACAUCAUCGACAACACAUUUAUGUAACAAAAGCACAUUCAUUAUUAUUGUACGAUUUAGAAAAGAAAAAAGUUGUUCAACAAUUGGGUACUUCAGAAAGCGGUCAUGCAAAUAAUCGUUUUAAUUUGCCACGCGGUAUUACUGUUGAUCCAACAACCGGAGAAAUUUAUAUGUGUGAUACAUGGAAUCAUCGAAUUUGCGUUUUUUCACCGGACUUUCGUUUUGUUAAUCGUCGUUGGUAUUUAACACGUUGGGAACAAACACAAUUCAAAGUAAAACCAAGCUUUAUUGCUAUUAAUCAAAACAAUCAAUGUGUUGUGACAUGUGAAGAUGCACCGAAUUAUCGUGGUGCCGUUUAUCUUUUCGAUAAAAUGGGUUAUAUACAAAAAAUAUAUGACCAUGAUUCUCGUAAAAGUCCAAAUGUUGAAGCUAAAUUAAAUGUUCCACAUGGAAUAUUGCUUGACGACGAAGGAAACUGGUUGACAGUUUGCUAUUCUGAUCCUGAAUCACGUUCUGUUGAAAGACGAUCCAUUUUUCAAAAUAAUGAAGAAACUGAAACAAUUAAUUAUUGGCGUUGUAAAGAAAUGAAAGGACCCAGUGGUUUAGCGAUCAAACGCGAUCAAACAUUGAUUAUUGGUGAUCGAGACAAUAAUUCAAUAAAUUUUUUCAAACAAAAAGAAGAAUCAAAGGACGAAGCAACGAAGUAA
This is a messenger RNA of Rotaria socialis, 1131 nucleotides long. NCBI's taxonomy places the organism in Eukaryota, Metazoa, Rotifera, Eurotatoria, Philodinida, Philodinidae. The record is from the annotation of a GenBank genome assembly.